AUGACCCUCUCCUCCGCCGAUGACACUGCCGCCGUCUCCGAAGACGACCGGCGCCCAUGGGAGCCGCCCUUCGACGCGUCCAAGCCGGCGCCGCCCAUCUCCUACCCCAUCACCGACCUCGCCGCGCUCGCCUCCCGCUCCUACCUCUCCGAGGCCUCCAACUUCCACCUCCCCUUCAACCGCGCCUCCACGCCGCUCCCCUGCCCCGGGGCGCCGCUCCCGGCGCGCCGGCGCCUCCUCGUGUGCCACGACAUGCAGGGCGGGUACCGCGACGACGCGGCGCCGCAGGGCGGCGCCAACCCCGACGCAUACGCGCUCUGGCAUUGGCAUCUCAUGGACGUCUUCGUCUACUUCUCACACUACCUCGUCACCCUCCCGCCGCCCUGCUGGACCAACGCCGCGCACCUACACGGCGUCAAGGUUUUAGGAACGUUCAUCACAGAGUGGGUUGAAGGCGCAGAAAUCUGUAGGGAGAUGCUUGCAACCAAGGAUUCUGCCCACCUGUAUGCAGAGAGGCUCGCGGAGCUGGCUGCUGCCUUAGGCUUCGAUGGCUGGCUGAUCAAUAUUGAGGUUGAACUCGACAUUCAGUUCAUCGAUAACCUCAAAGAGUUCGUCAAUCAUCUAACCAAGACAAUGCAUGCUGCUGUGCCAGGAUCUUUAGUCAUAUGGUAUGAUGCAGUUACUGUGAAUGGAAAGCUCGGCUGGCAGGAUAAGCUCAAUAAAUACAACAAGCCAUUCUUUGAUUUGUGUGACGGCUUAUUUGUCAACUAUACUUGGAAGGAAAAAUAUCCACAAGAUUCAGCUGCAGCUGCUGGAGACCGCAAGUACGAUGUGUACAUGGGUAUUGAUGUUUUUGGCCGAAAUACUUAUGGUGGUGGGCAGUGGGAUACAAAUGUUGCCCUUGAUCUACUGAAGAAAGAUGAUAUCUCUACCGCCAUAUUUGCUCCUGGAUGGAUAUAUGAAACUAACCAACCACCUGACUUUCAGAGUGCACAAAAUCGUUGGUGGGGCCUUGUUGAAAAUUCAUGGGGUGUUCUUCAGAGCUAUCCCAAAGAAUUACCUUUCUACUCAGAUUUUAAUCAGGGUCAUGGUUGUCAGGUAUGUUAUGAAGGUCUACAAGUCUCUAGUGAUCCAUGGAACAAUAUUUCUUGCCAAAGCUUUCAGCCUAUGCUUAAAUACACUGGAGAUGAAGUUCAGACACCGGUGCAAACUUCUAUCAAUUUCAAGGACGAGCAGUUCAGUGGUGGGGGCUCUGUGACAGUGAACGGAAGUCUCGAGCAGAAUGUUAUUUUCUCAGAGCAGCUUUUUAACGGUGGACUAUACAUGGAAGAUGGAUCUGUACUUCUGUUUUAUUCGGUCAAUGCUGAUGCAAACUGUGUCGUAGGCUUGUCUCUGGACUUGUCAUCUAGAAACAAGGAGAAUACUUCCAUUCUCAUUGCAGACGACAUAGCAACAUUCGAUAGGAAGAAACAAAAUCGCACGUAUAGCUCGUAUGUUCAAUCUGAUAAGGUAGCGCCACACGCUUCAGAUAACCAAAACUGGGUCCUCUACCAAGCAACUGUCCAGUCCAGUGCCAGCUACACAUUAACUGGAAUCAACAUUGUCUGCACGCUGAAAACUACUGGCGAAGUCAAUACAGAAUCAGAGGAAGAUGGAAGCUCGGAAGCAAAUGGAAGCAGAACAUUACCUUACCAUGCAUUGCUAGGCCACGUAAGUAUUCGGAACAGCAAUGAUGACAAGCUGUUCCCACCAGCAAAAUCAUGGAUGACCGAAGGUGGGUACAUAUCAUGGUCGAAAAAUUCCAACACAUCUAAGCUUCUGAGUUUGAAAGUUAGCUGGAAGCUGAAUACCAGCCGUCAGGCAUCAUUCAUGAAGUAUAAUGUAUAUGUGGAGAAGUUAACUGCGGAUUCAAAUGCUAAGGCUUCCAGAAGUUUUCUUGGAGUUGCAAGUGUUGAAGCCUUCUAUGUAUCAAAUCUCCAGGUUCCCGACGAAGUUACUUCUCUGAAAUUUAUCAUUCAAGCAUGUGGGCAUGAUGGCAGUUGCCAAGAACUAGAGGAAUGUCCAAAGUUAUUUUUGGUACCAGUUGAUCACUCUGUGUAACAUUAAUAUGGUGAAUAUGUAGCAUACCAUCUCCUUUCACAACAUAAAGAAUAAUUCAAAUUAGAACAGAUCAAUCAAGCUUGCUGAUGAGAACCUGCUGUGAUCUAUUUAUUUAAAAGUUUUUCUUGUUA
Molecule: messenger RNA, 2231 nt
Organism: Lolium rigidum
Lineage: Eukaryota; Viridiplantae; Streptophyta; Magnoliopsida; Poales; Poaceae
Product: cytosolic endo-beta-N-acetylglucosaminidase 1-like
Exons: 11
Coding region: 1-2100 (699 amino acids)
Biological process (GO): protein deglycosylation
Cellular component (GO): cytoplasm
Molecular function (GO): mannosyl-glycoprotein endo-beta-N-acetylglucosaminidase activity
Source: RefSeq, a predicted model, not a curated record